AAGUUUAGCUUCAAUGAGGAUGAGGAGGAGGAAGUGGGGAAGUUGGUGAGGAAGGGGGGGGAUCUAUUAAACAUCAUGGACCUCACAAGCGCACCAUGCAUAGAAGUUGCUGAGCUCUAUGGGUCAAGCGUUUUAAGUGAAGGAGUGGCCAUCCCCAAGAAGCCAAGGAAGAAGUCAAAGACUUCAACCAAGCAAGUGGAUGAGGGGAGAGAUGGGAAGGAGGUAAUGCCCACUACCUCAGCUGAGGCGGAGGAGGAGGUGCCACAGUUGAAGAGGAAGGGUUGGGAGGAGAGGAGGGCACUACAGAAGAAGAAGAAGGUGGUGGAGGAGGAGGAGGAGAGGGGGAGCGAGGUUCCCCAGUUUGUACCUCAGCCUCCUCUUGUUGAGUUGGACCUUGAGCUCAGACAGUUGGAGGAGGGGGCUGAGAGCGCGAGCUGGGUGAAUGGUCUAGCCCAAGAGUUCAUGGAUAGCGUGCUGAAUGAGCUGGUUCCAACUGUGAAACAGUUGGAGCAAGAGAGGGCUUCCCUGAGCACCAAGCUCGUCUUUGAGGAGAGCAAACGAAGGAUCUCUGAAAGCGAGCGUGAGACUCAGGUGAAGGAAAUAGUGUUGAUGAAGGAUGCUUUCAUGGAGCUAAAGGAGAAUGUGCAGAUGUUGGUGCACAAUGGGAUGAAGGAGCACAUCAGCAGCUUCAUUAGCUUCAGCUCGUUUGACAACAUUGUCAACUUGUACCGGCUGCCCACUGCCAUCAUUGCUUUCGCAGACUGUAAAAAGAAGGUGAAGGCUGAAUAUCCCGAAGUGGAUAUUACAAAGAUCACCUUUGGCAAGCAAGAAGAAGGAGUGGAGGAGAACGGUGAGAGCAUAUCAGCAGACUUCCGUCCUCAAAUCAAAUUGAGGUGGGAGCAUGAUGCAGAUGGACGUGCUGUGUUCCCUCCACAGUUUGACUUUGAGUUCGUUGUAGUGGAGGAAGAAGGGGCAGAGGUAGAGGAAGAUGAGGUGGAGGCAGGAGUGGAAGGGACUGAAGUGGGUGAGGGCCAACGAGUUCCCGAAGUGGAGAUUCAUCUUGUCCCUUUUGACAAUGAGCAGCUUCCUCUGCUAGACGAGCAGCAGCCAACACAGCCACCUCUUCCAGCUGAGCAGGAGCCAAUGGAUCCAUCUCCCCCAGUAGAGAAAUAAUUUUGUUUUUUAAUUUGUGUAAAACAUUUAAACAAUUUGUAAUACUAUUAUUACUUUGAAUGAAAAUUCAUUUUUGAA
Messenger RNA from Rubroshorea leprosula, 1251 nucleotides. The record is from the annotation of a GenBank genome assembly. NCBI's taxonomy places the organism in Eukaryota, Viridiplantae, Streptophyta, Magnoliopsida, Malvales, Dipterocarpaceae.